Mya arenaria is the source of this 4754-nucleotide messenger RNA. RefSeq lists its product as uncharacterized. NCBI's taxonomy places the organism in Eukaryota, Metazoa, Mollusca, Bivalvia, Myida, Myidae. The coding region runs from base 377 to 1828 and encodes 483 amino acids. The transcript is spliced from 5 exons. The record is from RefSeq and is a predicted model, not a curated record.
GAGUGCUGGAUUUCACCUGCUGUUCUGAAACAUGUGAACUAGGCUAUUUCUACAAGAAACUAGACUAAUUGUGUGUUGGUUUUUUUUGAGUGUCUUCAUAGGAGGAAAAAUCUGUUAAAGGUGAAUUGUCAUCCGGACUUAAUUCAGGUCCUGGGAGUCCACUCACUACAUGCAUUGUAUCCUUGAAAGCAACUAGAACCACAACACUUACCUUAAGGUGGCACUAUUAGAACCAAAUGCACUGUAACUGGUACAAAACGAAAUAUUUUUACACGUACAUAAUGUUUAGUGUAAUUACAGAAUACUGAUGCUUUGGAAUGCUAUUAAUGUCGAGGUAGUACAGAUUUUAAACGGUUUAUACAGUCAUUAAAACACAAUGACAGAUCCAAACUAUGUUUAUCGUUUGCUGGGUCCUAAUGAAAAAUCCACAGAAGCUCUACAUGCACGAUGUCCAAAUGGAAACUUAACUGUUUAUGGACAUGUAAGAAAAACCUGUGAGAAGACACAAUAUAUUUCGACAUCAGCAGAUCUUCUGGCGUGUAAAGUAUUUUUGGGGAAAGCAAAAAAACGCAAUAAGUCAGUCGGCUCUGAAAAAUAUAUAAUUGUUAAAAUCGACAUUGCGAAGUUGUGCCAGCAUAGACCCAAUGUAAAAAUAACGGAUCUUACAGAUACGACUAUAUUAAACAAAGAAAUUCCGAUAAGUGAAACUAGUCCUAAUAGUGGAUAUACGUUUAAUAUUAGAAAAUGGGUUAAAGAAACAAAAGAAAAAUUGAUAAGUGGUUGCGAAAUACCAGUAGAAUGUAUGAAAGUUGUUUAUUCCGAACCACGUAUACUCUAUUAUCCACUGCUUCCAAAUUUCUGUAAAAAUGAUCUGGUCAAAUUUGAAGGUUAUGGCCAUUUGACUCCUGAGGCGUUAAAGCAGUCCAAAAAUAUCGACUUGUGUCAAAUGGUCGCUGUUAGAAUUGGUGAAGUCAUUGAUGUUGAAAGAUACCAAAUGAUUGACUUAACUGAGCCGGACAUCUAUAAUGAUAACAUCAAUCCAUGGAAUACUAUCGAAGUACACAACCAAGUUGUUCUAAAUGGACACAUUAAAGGAACAUACAUCAAGGAGUACCAAGAAUGGCAUAUUAAGACGGAAAAUGCCGAUACUGAGGACCUGUCUAAACAAUUAGGAGCAAUGGCACUAAGGCCAUCAAUUGAGACAAAUUCCGCUAGUGAAUCAAAUGAUGUUGAAUCAAGUGAUGUUGACUCAAGUAUUGUUGAAUCAAGUGACAGUAAAAUUGGCUUUAUGCCAAGUGCUAACAUGGCGACUGUACAGGAAUCACCGUUCCGUUUUGGCGACCGUGUACAUAUAACAGUGUUGACGUCUGAUAAACGCUCUGUGCAUGCCGUGUGGAGGCCUGGUUACCAAGAAUGGAUUCCUGUUGGCGGAGGCCUGGUUGAGGAGUGGUGGUUGAAGUGGAAGACAUGGCAGAGUGAUGUUCAUGUCUGGUGUCUGGAGGUCGAUGAGUGGUGGUUGUAUUGUAGAGAAAACCAGAUGGUUCACGGAGGUCUGGUUGUGAAGGGUAGAGAACUGAUGAAGUUUGAAAGUCAUAUGAAUGUGGGUGGAGGUCUGGUGGAGGAUUUUCAUAUAGAACCUAGUACAGCUAGGGGGAUGCCUAUACGACGUUUGCCUUGUGAUAUAGGCUUUUUUGAGAACUGGUGGAGGAGGGUAGAAGUAUGUUGGAGUCUGUUAGAGACACCGUGUUAUAAUGUUGAUUUGGUUGCCGAGUGCUGGAAGAAGAAGGCCAGAGAGAGGAUGAUGCAUGCUAAGGUGGCGAUGAUAUAGGCCUGGAGGCAGAGAGUGAAGACCUGGUGGUGAAUUUGGAUGUCUGGUGUAGGAAGCCGGACCAUUAAAGGUGACAAAACUAUGUUCGUGCAUCUCUGCUUCUGUAGUGGUAGUUGAUACUAACAAAAAUAGGACAGACCUGUAUUUUGUUAUUAUUUUUAGGUGACCUACGAUUUGGUUAUUCAGUCUUUAAGUAAUACAACUAGUUAUCAUUUGGUGAUUUGAAUUCAAUUAUUGUUUUAUUUAUAAUAUUUAAUAAAACUAUUUGUUAAUAAUUUAGUACUCGCUAUUUGAAUGAGGUAAUACAAAUUAUCGAAUAUCGAAUCUAUGGGCAUGUAUGCCCAAUGUUACAUUAUCAUUUAAUAAGUAGAUAGCAAAGCAGCUAUAUAAUAACUUAGAAGAAGCCUUAGACUUCUCGAUUUCUCAGUUAACCAAAAGGGAGAAAAACGUCUAUAAAAUGUAAUAUCUUUCAAUGAUGAAAAGAGAUAAUGAGGGUAUGAUUUUGCGUAUGCAUCUAGGUGUGAGUUUAAACUAAGUAUAUUUGAAGACGCUUCAUACAGAAAAUAAUUAAGAUGUUUAUGAUCAUGGCGUAAUGUGUAGUGUUUUGUAGUUAUGUAAGAGUCACAAAUGUUUACAUGUUUAAGAAAUGAACAUGGUGACAUAAAAACAAUAAUGCAAACUAACUAAUUAUACUGUGGUAGUAAGGGGUCACGCUUUACAGCCGCCAGGCAGCAAGGAGUACAGACAUCAUAUAUUUUAAUGUCAAACUAAUAAUACAAAAACUCAUGAUGUCAGGCCAUGCCAUAUACCAGCAGUUGAUUCUAGAGGUAGAAAGGAAACUUCAAAUUAAAGAGGCUAAUCAACGUAAACUUGGAGUAAUGGGUCAAGACAUAAGCAUAAGCUCUUCCGAAAACAUAUUGAAGCUGUAGAAAGUGGCAGGGUGUAUGUUUACAUAAUUAUUUUGUACAUGGUGCAUGCAUACAAAAUACUUUUCGAGAUAAAACUAAGUUUACAAUUGCAAUUUUAAUUUACAUUGUUUAUCAACUCUGGAGAACCGUGCUUACUUCAGAAAAUUAGCUUUAAAUUGGAUGCCUUUUUUACGUUAUUUCCAUUAUUGUAUUUAAUAACAAGGUCGCUUUAAUGUUAUUAAUGUACUGUGCCCGGGACGGUAGUGAAUACUCCUGUUAAAAUAGUGUGCUGUAAUUGGUGCAUUGUAUUCAUAUAUUUUCUAACUCAUUUGGAAGGGGGAGGGAGUUGGCGGCGAGUGCAUGACCUUUGAACUCCACCAAUACGGACAUGACUGUUUAAUACGUUUUGUCUCUCGUUACCCGAAAAAUAUGUUUAACCGUCACAAAAAGAAGAGUUCUUAUCCUAUAUGAUCAGAUAUUAAGUUAGGCGCUUAGUGUUGAUGUUGGUGACAAGUGUGACAUUGAGAUCUCAUUAACUGCCCGGGAACUCCAGUGUUCACUGAUAUAUUCAAGGUACCAGCCAAAACAUUGAUAAGGAUGUUUUAUUAUAAAUGUAGACUGUGUUCAUUGUUUUCAGAUGUUGUGUAUUUUUUCAUUGACUUGUUAUUCCUUAGUCAUUGUGCAUUUAAACAAUGUUAUAGUUAUAUAAAUGUUGGUUAUGCGUAUAUAAACUAGUUUUUAAAUACGUGUUUCACUCGAUAUUUCUCCCAUUAUUUACAAAUAAAAUAUGUAUGCGUGUGUGGCCUGUUUGUAGUGUGUACAUUUUGUACAUUUUGUGUUUCCCGUUCAGAGUUUUUUAGGCCCUAGCCUUGUGCCUCUAAGCAUAAACAUUUAGUUUUGAUUAAUGGGCUUGUACCUGAAUUUUGUUUCGUAUUUUUGACUAUUAUGCUUGUAUUAUGUGUAGUAUUGUGUACUAUAUAAUCUGUGUAUAAUAUAAUGUGUGUAUAUAGCCAAAUGUUUUCAUGUGUAAGAUUGUGUAUAAAAUGUUUUGUUUGUCAUUUGCCAUGUGUGAAAUAAUAUUACCCUUUUAUUAACUAUUAGAAAACUUGCUUUCUUAUAUUUAAAAUAGUUGUUGCUAUAUGUAGUCUUAUCAUAGUACUAAGAUAAUUAUUAAGUGAUGGUUUAAUUAAGAGCUAUAAACUUAUUAUUCAAUAAUGGUUUCAUUUAUAGUUAUUUACAAUCUGUUCGUGUGUUAACUCUUACCUGAAGCAACAUAUGAGCGCUUUAAACGUAUCCAUGCUGAUUAAAACAAUUUAAAAUUGUUUAAAGAAAUAUAUAUAUAUAUACAUAUUAUACAUGUUCUCUCUUUGAGUAUGGCAUACUAUAAUUUGUUUAGUUAAGAGAAUAUUAUUAAAAUAAUUAUAAAGAGUAUGUUAUUUCUCUAAGGCUCUUUAUAAUUUCGUUUCCGUAUAUGGCCACAUAUGGGAAUGAUCGAUAUUUGUUAAAUUAUUUUUUAUCAUAAAUACAAUUAUUGAACGAUGGUUACAUUAUAAGUUAUUGAUAAUAUAUUAUGUGUGGAAACUCUUACCUGAAACAGAAUAACUACGUUUUAUAGGUAAUAACACGCUUGUUUAAAUCAGUUUAUAACUGAAAAAAUGUUAAAUUUGUAUGACAUUAAAUAUUUUGAAUCAAGUGAGAAUGAUUUUGAAAUAGAUUUAAGAUUUUUAAUAUCUUCCUAAGGGUCCAUAUAAUUUCGUUUUGGUAUAGGUGGUCAUAUAUAGGGACAUGUACCGAUGCUUAUUUAUAAAUAUUCAGAAAUGAAUGUAUAUAUCACUUUUAUUAAGUUAUUUAAAAAAAUGUAUAUGAAGUAUAGUAAGAACAAAAGUUAAACCUCUUUUAGUAUUAUGUUUUAUUGAUUUGAUGUUAUUCUAUUUAUUUACUGACAGUUAAUGUUGGUAAUAUUGCUUUUAUGUGUGUGUUUACCUGUCAAUACUGAAUAAAAUAGUUGUCCAAGUGGA